AUGAGUUCAUUUUUGAGAGGAGCCAUUCUUUUUAUUUUUAUUUUUCCGAUAUUAAGUCUUCGGAUUCUGAACGAAUCUUCCCUGAACUGUACGCAACAGGAAGUGACAUGUAAAGUCACCACAAGUAAUUGUCUGGAUCCACAAUGGCUGGAGCCAAACGAUUUCACUCCUACUGGUCCGCUUGAUCUGAAGGCAGAGGUGAAGUUGAGAGAAAACGAGGACGGUGACUUGGUUCCUGUGAUUGUAGCGCAAUGGAAAGCAAGGGAUGAUGGGAGCAUUCAGACUUUGAAUAGCACUGAGCUGGAAGUGAUGAUGGUAUCGACUAAUGCCCGUUUAUGUGUCCGUUACACUUUCCUCAAUAAAUUUCCAAGGAUGAAGAAAACGGACAACGAACAUUGGUCUUUUACCCUGGAUCAAGUAGUGGUGGACCCAGAACAGAAGUAUCUUGUGGCAGUCUCAAACAUACCAAAGCCAAACAUUCAGCAUUCCAGUUACAACAUUAACAAAACGAUCUCUGUCCCAGGUUGCAAAGACCCUGAAAUUCGAAAGACUGGCUAUUGUUUGAAGAAUGGUGGUUUAUGGGACCCCAUUAUUACAGUGAAGAAGUCCACAGGAGUACAGAACACAGCAGUCCUCUUUAUGGAAUUCAGCAGUGCAGAACAUUCUGAAAGAUAUAAGGUUUUUACCAAGUGUGACAGUCAGCAAAAAGACAACACCCUCUGGAAGAACAAUAGCACAACACUCAAUGUGACAUAUGACCUUGAAAGAUGGCCUAGGACCUGCUGCAAUUUUGAUGUCCAGAUCCAGCCAUUUUUCAAGGAGUGUCAAAAUGAUUGCGUGAGGAAAAAAAAAAGUUUUAACAUAUGUGAGGUUGUAGGACCAUCCACACCACCCAAAAAUGAUUGGAUUUGGGUAAUUUUGGCUGGAGUAAUUGGACUUGUUUUUGGAAUUGCAUUUUGUUUGAUUUAUUCACGUUGUAGGAAGCGGGAAGGUCCCUCCAAGAAGCCUGAACCAGGCCAAGAGCUUUGCAAGCCUCUCCCUCCUGAAACUCGCACAGUGUUGAUCAUUUACUCUAAGGACCACCCUCUAUACACAGAAAUUGUGUUAAAGCUCUGUGCCUUCUUGCGGGCCAAAUGUGGGACAGAGGUUGUCCUGGACUUGCUUGAUACUUCCUGGCUCGGAGCCAUUGGCCGUUUACCAUGGUUGGAGCAGCAGAAACGUCGCAUUGAAGAAUCUUCCGACAAGAUUCUGGUCCUGUGCUCCCGGGGUGUCCAGGCCAAGUGGGAGGCAAUGUGUGGUAAAGGCACAAUUACUUUACGUGAGGAUGUGCGGUCCCCAACAGGCGAUACACUGACCCCUGCCCUUAACCUUAUGCUGCCUGAUUUGCAACAAGCUGCCUCCUUUGGAAAGUACAUGGUAGCCUAUUUUGAAGACAUUAGUAGUGAACAUGACGUGCCAUCCAUGUUUCACAUUGCUGUCAAGUACAAGCUGAUGAAGCACUUUGAGGAGCUGUACUUCCGUAUCCUGGAUUUGGAAAAAUAUCAACAGGGAGAAGUGCGUAGCAUCGAGGGCAUUGGCAUUGAUGAGUAUUUCAAUUGUCCUUCGGGUAGAGCCCUGAGGGAUGCCAUUGAAACUUUCCAGGCUCACCAGUUGGAGAAUUCAGACUGGUUUGAAAAGGAGUGUAUGAAUAGUGAAGAUGAAGUAAGAGUGGAAAGUGACCCACUUCUUAACCAACACAUUUACCCAGUUCUUCAGCGUUUACCUGUAUACAACGAAGCACUUCCAGUCUUAAUCCAUGAAGUAGAAGUCCAUCAAGAAGAUCAAGGCCAGAGUGUUUAUGCCCAGACACCACAAAUUAAUCAGGGAUUGGACAGGCCCUCUGUCGUGGAAUUAAAUUUGAGAGUUGAUCCAAGAUCAAAUGAAGUGUAUUCCAGUCAACCAGUAGUGGAGCCUCCACCUGGAGUACUCAUAUCUGAUGUCUGCCCUGCUGUCCUAGAAAGCCAACCAUGCUGCAAAGCUGAUCUUCAUCUCCAGGGACCCUCAGAGCUGGGAGGAAUUGUGCAUUUGCCACAAGGGGGAUUGAUGACCGAAGGCUUCCCUACAGAAAUUGGGGAGGUACAACCUUCCACUUCCUUGAGCAGACCAUCUCCAGAGGCCAUCCAAAAUUUGCUGGCUCUCCAGUGCUCUCUCAGUCCCUUUGAGGUAACAGGUCCACAGCUAAAGGAGGAGGCAUGUUCUCAUUCAUCACAAGAACAGAACAUCUCCCAGCCAGUGGAGAUAGAGGAGACUGAGUUGGAGGAAUCAUCAGGAAAGAGACAAUCCAGAGGAUCAGAUCAAGGUUAUAUCUCAAAGGACUCUUUUGACAGAGAAGAGCCCCCAAGAUCCCCAAUGACUGCUUUAGUAAUGUUACAAGAAACACUUUUCAAGAACAGUCUCUUAUCAUCUGGUUUUGGAACUGAAAUAAUGGGGAGCAGAGAACAUUUACAGUUUGACCAUCCAAAUUGAUGACACCUCUUGACUUUUGAAAAGAGUGAUAGUGUAUC
Chanos chanos (milkfish) is the source of this 2543-nucleotide messenger RNA. RefSeq names its product interleukin 17 receptor A1a (gene il17ra1a). The transcript has 11 exons. NCBI's taxonomy places the organism in Eukaryota, Metazoa, Chordata, Actinopteri, Gonorynchiformes, Chanidae. The coding region runs from base 1 to 2505 and encodes 834 amino acids. The record is from RefSeq and is a predicted model, not a curated record. Gene Ontology annotation, molecular function: interleukin-17 receptor activity.